Ilex paraguariensis (yerba mate) is the source of this 1297-nucleotide messenger RNA. NCBI's taxonomy places the organism in Eukaryota, Viridiplantae, Streptophyta, Magnoliopsida, Aquifoliales, Aquifoliaceae. The record is from the annotation of a GenBank genome assembly.
AAGAGAAGACCCAUCUUACUCAUACAGUCAAAUGGGCCAAAUGGAGAGCAAAGGUGGGUAUUUGGCCGAAGAUGUGUUGAUCGAGAUAUUGUCAAGAAUGUCUGUGAAAUCUCUGCUGCAAUUCAGGUGUGUCUGCAAAUUUUGGAAAAAUCUGAUUGAUAGUCCCGCUUUCAUUUCCGUUCAUUUACAACACAACAACGAAAACAAGGACAAUGCCCGUCUGGUGGUAUACUAUCACAAUGAGCUUAGGGACAUGGGGGACAUCGUCUUGUUCCCGGACAAAACGCUUACAGUGCCCACAUAUCACAAUAUGGGCAUAUCCUUCCCCGUAUUUAAUCGGCUUGGUGGUCCUAUUAAUGGUGUUUUUUGCUUAUGUGACAAAAGUAAACGCAUUGCUCUGUGGAAUCCCGCGACAAGAGCAUUUAGGUCUCUGCCAUUGUUGCGCACGAAAUUGUUUCCGCGUGAUUGGUUCCCUCGUCACUGCGGCUUUGGAUUCGGGUUAGAUCCCACCAGUGAUGAUUACAAGGUAGUUUGGAUUCGGACUUUUGAUGACAGGAACACCGAUAAAUGGGGCCCAUUGAUGGAUCCCAUACAUGUUGCUGUGUACACUUUGAGCACAGAUUCAUGGAAAGAUUUCAAGGGUGAUGCUCCCGAUUGUCUACGUUUUUUGAUAGAUUCUUGCUUCGAUUCCUACUUGAAUGGUGUUUAUUACUGGUGGUCUAAAUCUGUAUAUAGAAAGCUGGUUUCGUUUGACAUGGGGAAAGAGGAGUUCAAAGAGAUUCAAGGGCCACCUGAUCUUCACCAAGACUCAGAAUGCGAGAUUCUUACGUUGUACAAUGGCUCUAUUGCGCUGAUUUAUUCUCAUUCACGAGUGCCACUAGAUGCCUGGGACUCAGCUGAGCAGUCAUCAGUUACCGUGUGGGUACUGAUGGAGGAGGAGGACAGAAUGGGAUGUUGGAUCAAGCAAUUAAGUAUCGGACCGCUAGAUGGAAUGAUGAUUCCAGCUGGGCUGUGGAAGAAUGAUGAGGUCUUUCUUGAAACUACAACUGGCCACCUGGUCUUGUAUGAUCCUAAUACCCAACUUGUUAUUAUGGAUCUCCAAAUCUUAGCCCAUAGUUUUCGUUGCCUAGACCUUCAUACCUACACCGAAAGCCUUGUUUCAGUCCAUGGGGAUGGUGAGCCAGACCCAGGAGAACAUAAAAAUCCAUCGGGUGUCAUUAAAUUACCCCGAUCCUUUCUCUAUGAUCAUCCAUACUUAGGACACAGCAAAAAAAAAAAGAAAAACCGCCAUACAUAG